Messenger RNA from Pteronotus mesoamericanus, 1575 nucleotides. RefSeq names its product GDNF family receptor alpha 1 (gene GFRA1). The coding region runs from base 86 to 1555 and encodes 489 amino acids. Gene Ontology annotation, molecular function: signaling receptor activity. Gene Ontology annotation, biological process: nervous system development. The transcript has 9 exons. Gene Ontology annotation, cellular component: signaling receptor complex; external side of plasma membrane. The record is from RefSeq and is a predicted model, not a curated record. Lineage: Eukaryota; Metazoa; Chordata; Mammalia; Chiroptera; Mormoopidae.
CAGACGGACACCGGAGUUUCCUUUCGUACUGGAUGGAGCUGAACUUUGGGCGGCCAGAGCAGCGCGGCCGUCCAGGGAUCGCUGCAUGCUGAGUUCCCUCGGCCAGACCCAGCAGCGGCUCGGGGUUUUUUUGGGGGGUGGGGACCAACUGCGCGCCGGCACCAUGUUCCUAGCGACUCUCUACUUCGCGCUGCCUCUUCUGGACGUGCUCCUGUCGGCGGAGGUGAGUGGCGGGGACCGCCUGGACUGCGUGAAAGCCAGCGACCAGUGCCUGAAGGAGCAGAGCUGCAGCACCAAGUACCGCACGCUGAGGCAGUGCGUGGCGGGCAAGGAGACCAACUUCAGCCUGACGUCCGGCCUGGAGGCCAAGGACGAGUGCCGCAGCGCCAUGGAGGCCCUCAAACAGAAGUCACUCUACAACUGCCGCUGCAAGCGGGGUAUGAAGAAGGAGAAGAACUGCCUGCGCAUCUACUGGAGCAUGUACCAGAGCCUGCAGGGAAAUGAUCUGCUUGAAGAUUCCCCAUAUGAACCAGUUAACAGCAGAUUGUCUGAUAUAUUCCGGGUGGUCCCCUUCAUACCAGUGGAGCACAUUUCCAAAGGAAACAACUGCCUGGACGCCGCCAAGGCCUGCAACCUCGACGACACCUGCAAGAAGUACAGGUCUGCCUACAUCACCCCGUGUACCACCAGCGUGUCCAACGAAGUCUGCAACCGGCGCAAGUGCCACAAGGCCCUGCGGCAGUUCUUCGACAAGGUGCCGGCCAAGCACAGCUACGGGAUGCUCUUCUGCUCCUGCAGGGACAUCGCCUGCACCGAGCGGCGGCGGCAGACCAUCGUGCCCGUGUGCUCCUACGAGGAGAGGGAGAAGCCCAACUGUCUCAGUUUGCAGGACUCCUGCAAGACAAACUACAUCUGCAGAUCUCGCCUCGCUGAUUUUUUUACCAACUGCCAGCCGGAGUCCAGGGCUGUCGGCAGCUGUCUGAAGGAGAACUAUGCGGACUGCCUCCUCGCCUACUCGGGGCUUAUUGGCACAGUCAUGACCCCCAACUAUAUCGACUCCAGCAGCCUCAGCGUGGCCCCCUGGUGUGAUUGUAGCAACAGUGGGAAUGACCUGGAGGAGUGCUCGAAGUUUCUCAAUUUCUUCAAGGACAAUACGUGUCUUAAAAAUGCGAUUCAAGCUUUUGGCAAUGGCUCCGAUGUCAGUGUGUGGCAGCCAGCCCUCCCCGUUCAGACCACCACUGCCACCACCACCGCAGCCUUCCGGGUCAAGAACCAACCCCUGGGGCCAGCAGGGUCCGAGAAUGAAAUCCCCACUCACGUUUUACCACCUUGUGCGAACUUGCAGGCACAGAAGCUGAAAUCCAACGUGUCGGGCAGUACACACCUCUGUCUUUCUGAUCGUGAUUAUGAAAAGGAUGGGCUUGCUGGUGCCUCCAGCCACAUAACCACAAAAUCAAUGGCUGCUCCUCCAAGCUGUGGUCUGAGCCCACGGCUCCUGCUGGUGGUAACCGCCCUGCCCACCCUCUUAUCUUUGUCUUUGGCAGAAACAUUGUAGCUGCAUUUCAAACACAAUAU